This is a messenger RNA of Camellia sinensis, 627 nucleotides long. NCBI's taxonomy places the organism in Eukaryota, Viridiplantae, Streptophyta, Magnoliopsida, Ericales, Theaceae. The record is from RefSeq and is a predicted model, not a curated record.
AUGAAGAAUGAUGAUGGUUUUGUUUUCUUUAUGUUUGAAAAUCGGGACUGUUGUAUAGAUGUGUUAGAGGGAGGGCCGUGGUAUGUAGGAGGUUUCCUUCUCAUCUUGAAACAGUGGCAUCGCAUGAUGAAGCUGUCUAAGGAAGAUAAGAAAACUAUUCCGGUGUGGGUGAAAUUCUACAAUGUACCCUUGGAAUAUUGGGAUGGGGAUGGUUUAAGUAGGGUAGCUAGUGCAGUGGGGGUACCGUUGUUAUUGGAUCAACUUACAUCUUCAGGAAGCCGAAUUUCUUUUGCUAGAGUAUGUGUGGAUAUUCUAGCAGUUUCUGCUUUCCCUGACAGUUUUGCCCUCACUAGUGGUGAUGAUUCUAUUACUAUUCAAGUGGAGUAUCAAGGUGUUCCCUCUAGAUGCAUGCAUUGUCAAGUCUUUGGGCAUGAUACAAAGACCUGUCUUUCUGCUCAAGUGGAAAAACUUGUUGAGUUACAGAAGAAUACUGAGGAAAGGGUUGAAUCUGUUGGGGGCUGGAUGAAAGUGAAGGAUAAGGGAAAAAGGAAAAUUGGUGACCACUCAGCUCCUGUCCAAAAUGUCCAUGUUGAUGAAACGAGUUCAUCUGCCACUAAAGGGGAAUGA